AUGGUCGUCGUUGCAGUUGCUGGAGGUACCGGAAACGUUGGCCGGACUUUAGUUGAGGCCAUUGUCGCCGCUGGCAAACAUGAGGUCAAGAUUCUCGCUAGAAAGGAAAACCCUGACUUGGAGAAGAAGCUUGGAGCUUCCAUCAUCGCUGUCGACUAUGCGGACAUUGAGGCCACAACCAAGGUCCUCGAAGACAACAACGUUCACACCGUCAUCUCCGCCAUUAAUAUGAUGCCCCCGACAGGCGAAGCUCCCAAGGAGUUUGAACUGAUCCGUGCCGCCGAUGCAUCAACGACAACCAAAAGGUUCAUCACUAGCGGCUGGGGCGUGCCCCAUACUGAGCAACAAGGCAGUCAACUGCCCUCAAUUCCUAACAAGCUCAAAGCUAAGGCUCUGCUGAAAGAGACCAAAGGCCUCGAGUACACAGUCAUCCACAACGGAUACUUCUUGGACUACUGGGCAACGCCUGCCAUCCCGUCCAACAUGACUCCUUUCACACUCGUCCUCGACAUCCCAAACAACGUUGCGACCAUCCCUGGGUCUGGCAACACUCCGGUUGCAUUCACUCACACCGCAGACGUGAGCAAGUUUGUCGCCGCCGCUUUGGACCUCGAGAAGUGGGAGCCUGAGACAUUCAUUGUUGGUGAUAAGGUCACCUGGAACGAGUUUCUUCAGCAUGCGGAGGCUGCCAAGGGCACGAAGUUCAAGGUCACCUACGACAGUGUCGACAAGUUGAAGACUGGUCAGGUGACGGAGCUCCCUUCCCAUGUUCCUGUGUAUCCCUUCUUCCCCAAGGAGGCUUUGCAGGGCAUGGCUUCCCUGUUUGGUCAGUGGUUCGAGGACGGAGUUUUUGACCUCCCCCCUGCUGGUACCAAGACUCUCAACGAGGUUUUCCCCGAAAUCAAAGCCUGGACUGUCAAGGACAUUCUCAACGCUGCUUGGAAGAAGGCCUAG
Messenger RNA from Colletotrichum higginsianum IMI 349063, 954 nucleotides. Its product is annotated as Nmra-like family protein. The transcript has 4 exons. NCBI's taxonomy places the organism in Eukaryota, Fungi, Ascomycota, Sordariomycetes, Glomerellales, Glomerellaceae. Bases 1 to 954 code for a protein of 317 amino acids. The record is from RefSeq and is a predicted model, not a curated record.